CUAAUCUCGGAUAUUUUUCUUCUCCAAUCCCAUUCGCCACUUUCUUCUCCAAACAAAAAGGAGGAAAAAGUAGAGCAGAAAACACGAGCUCCACUACUUGCUGCCGCCACGCUCAUCUUGCUCGCUCAGCCGAUCAGAACUCAGAGCCCCCGCGUGUACCCUCCGAUUCGCAGUUGCCGAUAAAUCCGACCUAUCCACUCGGUGUCACCUCCGAUCCGUCGUCGUCGAACUGUCUAUCUACAGGAUUUCUAGAGGAGAGCGUCCCCGGCGAUGCUCUGCUCCGGCCGCAUGCUAGCCUGCAGCAGCCUCGGGCCCGUGCGGCUCCGGCCGCCGCGGGCCCACGCCGACCGGCUGCGCCCGCCGGCGCCCGCCCGCAGGUGGCGGGUCGCGGCCUCCGCCGCGGCGUCCGGCGGCUCCCCUGACCUGCCGUCGUCAUCGUCGUCGCCCACCCCGCCGUUCGGCGCCGGGGAGGACCAGGCCGCCGCGUCACCAGGGUUUUGUAUCAUCGAAGGGCCUGAGACGGUCCAAGAUUUCGAAAAGCUGGACUUGCAGGAGAUCCAGGAUAGUAUUAGGAGCCGCCGAAACAAGAUAUUCUUGCAUAUGGAGGAGAUUCGCAGGUUGAGAAUACAACAAAGAAUAAAAAAUGCUGAACUCGGAAUUUCAGUUGAAGAGCCUGAAAGGGAGCUUCCUGAUUUUCCAUCAUUCAUUCCAUUCUUGCCUCCCCUGAGUGCUGCUAAUCUAAAAGUCUACUACGCUACGUGUUUCACCCUCAUUGCUGGGAUAAUGGUCUUUGGUGGUUUUCUUGCACCAAUUCUGGAACUUAAACUCGGUUUAGGAGGCACAUCUUAUGAAGACUUCAUACGCAGCGUUCAUUUGCCUAUGCAAUUGAGUGAGGUAGAUCCUAUUGUGGCAUCCUUCUCAGGCGGAGCAGUUGGAGUUAUCUCCGCUCUAAUGGUUGUUGAGAUAAACAAUGUCAAGCAGCAGGAGCAUAAGAGGUGCAAAUAUUGUUUAGGAACUGGAUACCUGGCUUGUGCCCGCUGUUCAAGCACAGGAGCCCUUGUGCUCACUGAGCCCGUUUCUACGUUCAGUGACGGUGAUCAGCCUUUAUCGGCACCAAGAACAGAGAGAUGCCCAAAUUGCUCAGGCUCAGGAAAGGUGAUGUGCCCAACAUGCCUCUGCACGGGGAUGGCAAUGGCAAGCGAGCAUGACCCCCGGAUCGAUCCAUUUAUUUAAGACAUACCUUAGUCCAGGAACUCUCGUACCGUGUAUAAGCUGUUUGUAGAUAAUAGUAUAGACAGAUGUUUAUGGAUAGGCCCCCCCUUCAGGUUUUAUGGAAUGCAUCUGAGUCGACUGCUGGCAUCUGUAGCACCACCAUGCUGUACUCAUCCUUGUACGGAGCGAAUCGGUUGUUCUGAAGAAUGCAGAGGUGCAUGUUGCACUGUAAUCAAAAGAUAUAAUUUGUAUGCGUCAGUUUUAAAGUAUGUGUAUGGUUUAUCCAUCACCAACAAUUCAAUCUCAUGAAUCAAUUUAUCUACGUAUUCACCAUA
Messenger RNA from Phragmites australis (common reed), 1547 nucleotides. RefSeq names its product protein ORANGE, chloroplastic-like. The coding region runs from base 271 to 1233 and encodes 320 amino acids. The transcript is spliced from 8 exons. The record is from RefSeq and is a predicted model, not a curated record. Lineage: Eukaryota; Viridiplantae; Streptophyta; Magnoliopsida; Poales; Poaceae.